AAAUCAUAAUCGUAGAAGGGAAUCCAAGAAGGCCUAAUUAUAAGUCUCACCAAUUUCCAUUAAAAUUUAAACAUAAAAAUACCCUCUUUUAUUUUUGAAUUUUGAUUAAACAUCAGAAUUGAUUUUCGAGCCUCAAAAGUGGUCGGAGGUUCCUUAUGAACCAGGUUUCUGCUCUGUCGCCACAAUCGCGCCACCUCUUCGCCAAGUUACGCCACUUCGCCGACCACAAAACCAUCUCCAAUGGCAAAUCAAUCCACGCCCAUCUCCUCAAAACCGCCGCAUUUCCCACGUGCUCAAUCCUCUCCACCACUCUCCUCAACUUCUACGCCAAAUGCCAUCUCUUCUCCGACGCCCGCCGCCUGUUCGCCGAAACACCGUACAAACAGAACGCCGUUCUGUGGAACGUCCUCAUCAACAACUAUUCCCAACUGGGCCUCGCCCAUCACUCGCUCUCAUCCCUGCAACUCUUCAAACAAAUGCUCCGCCACGGCAGCCUCCCGAAUUCCCACACCUUCGCCGGCGUUUUCUCCGCCGCCGUUGUUCUGGAGGACGCGGUUAUGGCCCACCAAGCGCAUUCUCUCGUGGUGAAGUUGGUCGAAUCCGCCGACGUGUUCGUGUACAGCUCCAUGGUGAACGUCUACGCCAAGUUGGGUUUCCUGGACGAGGCCCGCAACGUGUUCGACGAAAUGCCCGUGAGGAACUCGAUCACGUGGUCAACUAUGAUUUCUGGCUAUGCUUCUCGGAGGCUGGCGGACAAGGCUUUCGGGAUUUUCCGGUGGAUGUUGUCGGGAGGAGCAGAGGAAGAGUCCAAUGAGUUUGUCUUCACUAGCGUUCUCAGUGCUUUUACAUCACCCGAGUUUGUCAAUCUGGGCAAACAAGUUCACUGCUUAGCAAUCAAGAAUGGCUUGUCGGAAAUUGUUUCGGUUGGAAAUGCCGUUGUUACCAUGUACGCUAAAUGUGGGAGCUUGAAGAACUCAAUACAAAUGUUCGAGCUUUCGACCGAAAAGAAUUCCAUCACGUGGUCAGCUAUGAUAACAGGGCAUGCACACAACGGGGAAGGCGAAAAGGCAUUAGCAUUGUUCCACGACAUGCAUUCACAUGGGAUGAAGCCAAGUGAGUACACACUCGUUGGUGUACUUAACUCCUGCAGCGACACCGAACAAAUCAAUAUCGGAAAGCAAGUGCAUGCGUAUUUAGUAAAAGCCGGAUUCGAACACCAAAUGUACAUCACAACUUCUUUGGUCGAUAUGUACGCUAAGUGCGGCUAUAUAGUCGAAGCCCAAAAAGGGUUCGACUAUCUGCACGAGCCCGAUCUAGUACUAUGGACAUCCAUGAUAGGAGGGUACGUACAAAACGGUGAUAACGAGAAAGCUUUUAGCUUGUACUGCACAAUGCAAACGAAAGGGAUUGCUCCAAACGAGCUAACCAUGGCUAGCGUGUUGAAAGCUUGUUCGAGCCUCUCGUCUUUAGAGCAAGGGAAACAAGUGCACGCGCACGUUGUAAAAAAUGGAUUCAGUCUCGAAGUUCCGAUAGGGAGCGCCCUCUCGACCAUGUACUCAAAGUGUGGGGCCCUCGAUGAUGGAUAUUCCGUUUUCCGAAGGAUGCCUAGCGUGGACGUCAUAUCGUGGAAUGCGAUGAUUUCGGGCCUCGCGCAAAACGGGUUCGGAAAUGAAGCACUCGAACUAUUCGAAGAGAUGCAAUGGGAAAAUGCGAAGCCUGAUUAUGUGACGUUCGUGAAUGUUCUCUCUGCGUGUAGCCACAUGGGAUUGGUUGAUCGAGGUCGAGAGUAUUUCGAAUUAAUGUUGGAUAAAUUCGGUUUGGCUCCGAGGGUGGAGCACUACGCGUGCAUGGUGGAUGUAUUGGGUAGGGCGGGGAAGCUUCUAGAAGCUCGGGAGUUUAUCGAGUCGGCUGCUAAUAUAGAUCAUGGUUUAUGUUUGUGGCGGAUUUUGUUGAGUGCGUCGAGGAAUUAUCGGGACUUUGAGAUGGGGAUUUACGCGGGGGAGAAGUUGGUGGAAUUGGGGUCGAGUGAAUCUUCGGCUUAUGUGUUGUUGUCGAGUAUUUAUUCGGCUUUGGGAAGAUUGGAAGAUGUUGAAAGAGUGAGGAGGGUAAUGAAUACGAGGGGGGUUAGUAAAGAGCCGGGGUGUAGCUGGAUUGAGCUCAAGAAUCAGGUGCAUGUGUUUGUCGUUGGAGAUUUAUUGCACCCCGAGAUUAAGAAUAUACGCGAAGAAUUGUGGAGGUUUAGUAAAGUUAUGAUGGAGGACGAAUUGGAUUACGAGACAGUGUUAGAAGAAUAGCUGUGUAUUUUUUGUCUGAAUUGAUGAAAGAGAUUACCUCGAAAGAUUUUUUACAAGGAGAGCUGAGUGAGGUAUUUAACGACGUGAAUUCGAUUUAUCAUGCUAAUACUUUUUAUGUUGAGCUCGUUGUACAUGAUUUGCUCAGUGGGGUUCACACCUUUUCGUGCGGUGUGCGCGAUUAACAAGAGCGAUGCACAUUUGUGGCUGCAACUAUUUUUGUCAAAUAAAAGAAAUGAGAACAA
This is a messenger RNA of Erythranthe guttata (spotted monkey flower), 2536 nucleotides long. Its product is annotated as Tetratricopeptide repeat (TPR)-like superfamily protein. Gene Ontology annotation, biological process: RNA modification. NCBI's taxonomy places the organism in Eukaryota, Viridiplantae, Streptophyta, Magnoliopsida, Lamiales, Phrymaceae. The record is from RefSeq and is a predicted model, not a curated record. Gene Ontology annotation, molecular function: protein binding; RNA binding.